This is a messenger RNA of Podarcis raffonei (Aeolian wall lizard), 1002 nucleotides long. Its product is annotated as olfactory receptor 52K1-like. Gene Ontology annotation, cellular component: membrane. NCBI's taxonomy places the organism in Eukaryota, Metazoa, Chordata, Lepidosauria, Squamata, Lacertidae. The coding region runs from base 1 to 1002 and encodes 333 amino acids. Gene Ontology annotation, molecular function: G protein-coupled receptor activity; olfactory receptor activity. The transcript has a single exon. The record is from RefSeq and is a predicted model, not a curated record. Gene Ontology annotation, biological process: G protein-coupled receptor signaling pathway.
AUGUCCGAAUUUGGAGGCCCUUCUGAACUGGUCCAGAACACCUCAGCCAACACCUCCUACAGGGAAUUCCUCCUCCUCGCCUUCCCUGGCUUCCAGAAGUCCAGGUACCUCCUUGCCAUCCCCUUCUUCUGCAUCUACCUGAUGAUCAUCUUAGCCAACUCUCUGCUGAUCUACACCGUGAAGGCGGAGAGCUGCCUCCACUCGCCAAUGUACCUCCUUAUUGCGCUGCUCUUGGCGGUCAAUGUUUUUGGGAGCACCACAGUCCUCCCCCAGAUGUUGCUGAGCUUCCUGUUCGGGAUCAGCAGCAUCUCUCUGACCGGCUGCCUGGUCCAGAUGUUCUUCCUCUACCUGGCCAUCAUGCUAGACACAGGCAUCCUCCUCAUGAUGGCUUUGGACAGGUACGUGGCCAUCUGCCACCCUCUCCACUACGCCGACAUCUUGACCGGCAAGCUCCUGGGGCUCCUGGCGGCUGCCGCUCUGGUGCGGAGCGUGUCCAUCGUCAGCCCAGUGGUGAUCCUGGCCUCCCAGGUGCGCUUCUGCCGCUCCAACGUCAUCGAGCACUUUGCCUGCGAGCACAUGGCCCUGAUGAAGCUGUCUUGCGGGGACACCUCCAGGAACCGGGUGGUGGGCAUGGCCGUGAGGUCCUUCACCAUCGUCUUUGACCUGGUCUUCCUCGCCCUGUCCUACAGCAAGAUCAUCCUCACGGCCCUGAAAAUGGCCUCUGGGAGCUUCCGCCACAAGGCCUUCCACACCUGUAGCACACACCUCAUCGUCCUCUUCAUCGGCUACUCCUCCUGCCUCUCCUCCUCCAUCGUCUUCCGCCUGGCCAAGUCGGCCUCCCAAGACGUCCACAACCUGCUCAGCGUCAUGUACCUGCUGUUCCCCGGGGCCAUCAACCCUGUCAUAUACGGAGUGAGGACCAAGGAGAUUCGGGAAAGCAUCCAGAGGCUUUUCAGGAGGUGGAGGUGGACUCUGUUUGGUCCCCGGAAAUUAGGCACCUGA